UUUGUAUUUUUGUUAUUAUUUUCAGGUACUAUGGAUAUGGCUAAAUCGUCGUCUUCAUCUUCAAUUGUUUCGAUUGUAUCUCCGGCCUCUGCAGUGGUCAUGAGCAUCAUCGUAUCUGCGAGUUUGUUCUGUAACAGUAUCAGCGCUUUUCUUUUCGUGCUGUGCUGUCAUGCUGUUCUUUCUGGAGUUAUCAUUUUACUUGAUUCAAUGGAAUCCGAGGAAGAGAUGAUGUCUUUUAAGAAAAUGGAUGUUGAUGCUCAAAAAAUCGAUCAGAUUUCUCUUUUAAAGUCGCAUUACGAGUUAAUGCAUGUUGAUAUAGAUACUACCGCUUCAUCUUCAUCUCUGUCUGCCCUUGAUCAGAAAUAUUCCGCUCUAAUAUCACAGAUGUCCACCAUAUUGGCCAGAAAAGUUUCUGUCCGUACUCAAGAGUCACCAAUAUGUAAAUCCUCUACGCAUGAGCUCAAGCUAACAAUUCCUGCCAAGAAACCACCGCUCCCUGCCAUUAUGACGAAAAAGACACCACUUCCAACAAGGGAACUGCCAAUAAGUGUAUCCUCUGCUCCUGUGCCUAAACCGCAGGACUGUGCCAAUAAACAGCAGGUCCCUGUCCAAACAUUGCUAGUCUGUACCCAGAAAUCACGGGUCCCUGUCCAAACACUGCUGGCCCCUACUCAAAAACCAAAGAUCCCCGCCCAAAAACUACGGGUCCCUAUCCAAAAAACGCUCCCUGCCCAAAAACCACAGGCAGCUACCCAAAAUCUGCGGGUCCCUGCCCAAAAAGUGCCCUCUUCCCAAACAUCACAGGUCGCAACCCAAAAAUCGCUGGUCCCUACCCAAAAACUAAAGGUCUCUGCCCAGAAACUACAGGUCCCUCACAAAAAACCGCUCCUGUCCCAAAAACCACUGGUCUCUGCCCUAAAACUACGUGUCCCUGCCCAAAAACCUCUCCCCGCCCAAAAACUACAGGUUGCUACCCAAAAUCUGCGAGUCUCUGCCCAAAAAAUGCCCUCUUCCCGAACAUCACAGGUUGCUACCCAAAAACCGCAGGUCCCUACCCAAAAACCAAGGGUCCCUGCCCAGAAUCUACGGCCCGUGACCAAAAAACUCUCCUGUCCCAAAAAUCGCGGAUUGCUACCCAAAAUCUGCGGGUCUCUGCCCAAAAACCGGUCUCUUCCCAAAAAUCACAGGUCGCUACCCAAAAAGCGCAUGUUUCUGCCCAAAACCCACAAUGCCCUCCCCUCCUAGCUAGAAAACCAUUGGUUCCAAUCGUAGAGUUUCCAUCACGUGUUUCCACUACUGCUGAGGUCAAACUGCCACAUGCUAAAAAACCUCAUAAAUGUGUUUCUUCUACUUGUGAGCUCAGAAGACCAAUGCUUCAAUGGAAGUUCUAAAAUCAAAGCAUUUUUUGACCUGAAGACGAUGGUGAACAGGGCUUGCAGCUGAGCUACAAGCAAAGCCGUACUACCUAUACAGAUAAGGGAUGUUCCAGUAUGCAUGAUUUUGCUAUAUUAGUUAGAUUUACUUAAAGCUUACUUUUCUACUUGUAUAUGUAGGCUACAAAGAGUGCAUGCAGCUCAACAGAUCAUCUUCAGUUGUUGGAUGUGGGACCAACUUCAGUUAUAGCUAAGCAGAUAUAAUGGCCCGUUUUGUAUUUUUAUUCGCAGAUGACGAGGAGGAAUGUGAUUGUCUUCCCCAGUCCUUCAAUAAAGGGCCAGCUCCAGACGUCAUUUUCAGUUCAUAAAAUUCAUAUAGAGUUGAAUACAUGGUGAUGAGGCAUAUCUGAAAAUGGGUGGAUGCUAGAUUUUUUGCAUUAGAUCUUCUCACAUGUAUCCACUAUCUGUUGUCUUAUUUGUCAAAUUUCCAUUAUUGGCCUCUAAAGAAAAGUCAAAACUAUUUCUUCUACUUGUUCUUUCUCUUGUUUUGGUUUUAUUUUGUUUUCCAUGGCAGGUGAUCAUCAUGGAAACUGGAAACAUAUACAAAUUUGUGAAUCAGAUUCAUAUUCAUAAGCUAUUUAUUAUGAGCUUUUUAUAAUGAGUUUUUCAUGUUCAUUGUUUUUCAUUAUUCAUUGUAUAUUACAGUAGUACUUUUGUUAUUAUUAUUAUGAGUUUAUGAGUAUUAUUAUUAUUCAUUGUGUA
Messenger RNA from Erigeron canadensis, 2135 nucleotides. RefSeq names its product zonadhesin-like. The transcript has 6 exons. NCBI's taxonomy places the organism in Eukaryota, Viridiplantae, Streptophyta, Magnoliopsida, Asterales, Asteraceae. The coding region runs from base 31 to 1245 and encodes 404 amino acids. The record is from RefSeq and is a predicted model, not a curated record.